GAUUUUUCGCUGACUCGUUGCUGAGUCUUUCGAGGUAUCUUUUGUACUUCACCGGUUCACCCCGAGUUCACGGUCAAGGAAUUAAAAAUUUUUCGCAAGUUUUGUUCCUUCGUCCUUUAUUCAUCCUUGAUUCGACUCUGUCAGUCUCUGUGUACUUGUUAUUAUUAUUCAUUAUAUAUUAUUUAUUAUUGUAAUUAUUAUCGUUCAUUAUUUUCAGCUAGUACUUAAGUAAAAGGUGUUCAGUAAUUUGCGGCGUGAUUUGGUGGAAUCGUCAAACGUGGAAUAUAGUAUAUACAGUACUGUACUGCUGACUGUUGCCUGUUAUGAUCUGCUAAUAAUCGACCAUCGCAGAAACGGAAGUCCGUAAUUUCGUUCGCCAUUGAAUUAUACAACGGUUUUGUUUGCACUACAAAGUCUGGGUAAGGUCGGAUAACACUGGCUUUGUCCGGACUGCAGGAAAAACGUGAGCUGUUUCGUGGCAAGUAAAUUGUAAGUGGAUCCGGCUGACGGCUGUAGCAGGUUUAUUUGCGUUUCCUGACUACCCUCCUGUCGCAGUCCUGUGGUUGGGGGCGUGGAACUCCUUUGCAACAACACGUACAGGAGCCAGGUUGUGUGCUCUCGUAUGGCAUUAUAUUUGGGAAUCCGGUGUGCGUGGAAGUUCACUCCUUUGGCUGCAAAAGAAUAACAACGCCAUUGCGGAGUUUCUGGUUGCAGAAAAUUGUUUUGGGCGAUUUGACAGAAGCCUGGAGUUGGGAACACUGUCCAUCAGAAAACUAAUAACAUGGCUUCGAAAUCUGCGAAAUACGGGCAAGCUAGUGGAUCGCGCAAGAAGACGCUUAAAGUGGAUUUGUCUGAAAAACAAAAGAAAGAAAUUCGCGACGCUUUUGAUUUAUUUGACCCGGAACGAACUGGCGAAAUCGACGCGAAAGAUCUUAAGGUCUGCUUAAGAGCCCUUGGAUUUGAACCGAAAAAGGAAGAAAUUAAAAAGAUGCUGACUGAUAUCAAAAGCGAGGAAGGCAAUAUCAAUUUUGAUCAAUUUCUUUCCAUACUGACGACGAAAAUGAACGAAAAGGAUGCACACGACGAAAUCCAAAAAGCCUUUCGUCUCUUCGACAGUGACGAGACAGGCAAAAUCAGUUUUCAGAAUCUCAAACGGGUUGCCAAAGAGCUCGGUGAAAAUUUGACUGACGAAGAACUGCGUGAGAUGAUUGAAGAAGCUGACCUCAAUGGUGAUGGAGAAGUGGACGAGAAGGAGUUUCUCCGAAUCAUGCAAAAGACGGGCCUGUAUUGAAAGCCAAAACCACAACGAUGAUUUGUCUCGAUAAUUUGGGUAUUGGAAUUUUUAAGUGAUUGAACCCCAAUGCCGGGCCGUAAUUGAAGUAUUCUUCCCAGAGGCCAGGUUAUUUUGGUCGUUAACAUGAAUUGCUGGUCCCGAAAAGGGGAUGGUUUUUUCUAUUGAUAUGCACACGUUCGUUAUCCAUAUUCCAUUUCCCAGUCGUCCAUAAUUGAUGUUGAUAUACAUAGCUGUCAGAAUGAGCAUUCCCUAAAGGCAUGACGUCAGUCACGCUUUACAACUGUUUUUGCACUUUUGUACUGGCACGUUUACAAAUUGUGUCGAGAUCGUUUAUGUUUUGUGUUCCGCAGUAUAUACUUUAGAAUACGAAUGAACAAUACGAACUCGCAA
Messenger RNA from Paramacrobiotus metropolitanus, 1684 nucleotides. RefSeq lists its product as uncharacterized. Gene Ontology annotation, cellular component: centriole; centrosome. The transcript has 4 exons. Bases 782 to 1291 code for a protein of 169 amino acids. NCBI's taxonomy places the organism in Eukaryota, Metazoa, Tardigrada, Eutardigrada, Parachela, Macrobiotidae. The record is from RefSeq and is a predicted model, not a curated record. Gene Ontology annotation, biological process: centriole replication; mitotic cell cycle. Gene Ontology annotation, molecular function: calcium ion binding.